AUGAGCAACAACGAAAUCGCUGAGAACGGAUGGACCGCCGUCCCUGUCGACGCUGGUAAAAUGUUUAAGGAUGGCCCAUACAUCAAUGAGCCUGAAUACUUUGAUAUCAACACCGUCCAAUUCCCAACCGAUCCCAUUGUCGAAAAGACUCAAAAGCACGCCAGGGACAAUCUGCAGAAGCAGACGUACAAUCACUCCAUGAGAGUCUUCUACUGGUCAACCAUCAUCCUCAGGCAGCAAUUCCCAGACCACAAGUCCCUCUCCCCCUCAACCCUCGCCCUAGCCUGUCUUCUUCACGACAUCGGCACCACCGACAAGAACAUGUCCUCAACCCGUCUCUCCUUCGAAUUUCAAGGCGGUUUCCAAUCCCUCACCCUUCUUCAAGACUGGGGUUCAACACAAGACCAAGCCGAAGCCGUCUGCGAGACGAUCAUCCGUCAUCAGGAUCUCGGUACAGAGGGAAACAUUACGUUUCUGGGCCAGUUGAUCCAAUUGGCUACGAUUUAUGAUAACGUGGGUGCGCAUCCCAACGUAGAGGAUUUUGGAAGGAUUAUUCAUGAGAAGACUCGUGAGGAGGUGAAUGGAAUGUUCCAGAGGGAGGGUUGGUUGGGAUGUUUUGCGGAUACUAUAAGGAAGGAGGAGGGGUUGAAACCUUGGUGUCAUACUACGCAUAUUCCCAACUUUGCGGAGCAGGUUGAGGGGAAUGAGUUGCAGAAGCCCUAUGAGUGA
This is a messenger RNA of Fusarium coffeatum, 729 nucleotides long. RefSeq lists its product as uncharacterized. Bases 1 to 729 code for a protein of 242 amino acids. The transcript has 2 exons. Lineage: Eukaryota; Fungi; Ascomycota; Sordariomycetes; Hypocreales; Nectriaceae. The record is from RefSeq and is a predicted model, not a curated record.